GCUCAUCCCAUUCAUUCAUUCAAUAGUAAUACAACUCCCAACCCCAAAACCAACCAAUUUCUCUCACUACACCCAUCUCUCUCUCUCUCACACAUAUACGUAUACACACACACACACACACUAAAUAAACGCAUCAAAGCCCUCUCGGUUUCUCUCUCUUUGAGCCCUUAUUCAACGUUUUCUUUAUCAGAUCUCUCUUCUUUUCAAUACCCAUUUGAGUAUCCUUCAUUCUUUGAUUUCGUUCGUUUCCAUUCUCAUCAUAAAGAUUACACCUUUUUUUUUGUGUGUGAGAUAACAGAGAUAUGGCGAAUGGUGUGAAUAAUGUUUCGGCAAUGUUUACAGAUGAAGAAGUGAAGGAUAUAAGUGGGUUCAAGUGUGGCGGCGAGGAUCACGUGGAGGUCACGUGCGGGUGCACGAGCCAUCGUUACGGCGAUGCUGUUGGGACCCUUAGGGUUUUUGUCAACGGUGAUCUUGAAAUCAGCUGUGAAUGUACCCCUGGUUGUGAUGAAGAUAAGUUAAGCCCAGCUGCAUUUGAGAAGCAUUCUGGAAGAGAAACAUCAAGAAAAUGGAAGAAUAAUAUUUGGGUGAUUGUUGAUGGAGAGAAAGUCGCAUUGUUCAAAACCGCACUUCUCAAGUAUUACAAUAAAGCUUUGAGCAGCGGGUCAAACAGGUCACAAGCGGGUCGGGUUUGUCAUAGGGAUGAAUUUCUUAGGUGCACAAAAUGCAAUAAGCAUAGAAGGUUCCGCCUUCGCACAAAAGAGGAAUGCCGGUCUUAUCAUGAUGCGUUUAUAGAUGCUAAUUGGAGCUGUUCUGAGAUGCCUUAUGACAAGAUAACAUGUGACGAUGACGAGGAAAGAGCGAGCCGAAGGGUGUACAGAGGGUGUGUGCGUUCUCCGACCUGCAAAGGCUGCACGUCCUGUGUUUGUUUCGGUUGUGCCACCUGUCGGUUUUCAGAUUGCUCGUGUCAGACAUGCAAUGACUUCACCAUCAACUCAAAAGCUUAGGAACUUACAUUUGACACUAUCUCAAAUCAUCUUUGCUUCAAAUGAUACUGUUCGCAUUGUACUCUUUACUUAUUUAAUUUGACAGUAAUUUAUUCCCUUCCACUCUAAACAAGAAUGCUAUUGUUGAAAGUUCAUUUUUUCCAAGUCACUUGUA
Messenger RNA from Helianthus annuus (common sunflower), 1158 nucleotides. RefSeq names its product protein ULTRAPETALA 1. The record is from RefSeq and is a predicted model, not a curated record. Lineage: Eukaryota; Viridiplantae; Streptophyta; Magnoliopsida; Asterales; Asteraceae. Gene Ontology annotation, cellular component: cytosol; nucleus. Gene Ontology annotation, molecular function: DNA binding. Bases 303 to 1004 code for a protein of 233 amino acids. The transcript has 3 exons.